AUAAAAGAUAUACUUCUUCUAUAUAAGAAGACCACUAACUCUUAACGAGAAUACAUAUUCGAGUUUAUCAAAACACUGUUGUGGAGACUCUAGUACUAGUGAAAGAGAACAAAGCAGCCAGUGAACAAAUAUGGCCGAGACCGAGGAGGCGACUACAAAGGAGAUGCCAAAGACUUCUCUAUUAGGAGACGUAGAGGUAGAAGUUGAAAUCAAAUCUCCUGCGGUGAAAUUUUACCAAGUGUAUGCAGGAAGACCAAACCAUGUAGCUAAAGCCACUUCUACCAAAGUACAAGCAUGUGAUCUGCUCGAAGGAGACUGGGGAACCGUUGGCAGUAUUGUCAAUUGGAACUACGUUUAUGCGGGGAAAGCGAAGGUUGCGAAAGAGAGAAUCGAAUUAGUGGAACCAGAGAAGAACCUGAUUAAGUUUAGGGUCAUCGAAGGAGAUGUUUUGGCUUUGUAUAAGAGUUUCUUGAUUACUAUUCAGGCGACGACGGCGAAGGAAGGAGGAGUUGGAAGUGUGGUGAAAUGGCACCUUGAGUACGAGAGGAACGAUGAGAAUGUGCCUCACCCGGAGAAUUAUUUACCUUUCUUGGCUGAGAUGACCAAAGAGAUCGAUGAACACCUCUUAUCCGAAGAAUAGAUAGAAUCUUGGCAAUAUGAUCUAUUUCAUCGUGCUUUUGUUAGAUAACUAUGAGAUAAGUUUAUGAAUUUAUUGCAUGAUGAUAUAUAUGUUCAUUGUUGAUGUUAAGUUUUUAUUUUGUAA
Molecule: messenger RNA, 763 nt
Organism: Capsella rubella
Lineage: Eukaryota; Viridiplantae; Streptophyta; Magnoliopsida; Brassicales; Brassicaceae
Product: MLP-like protein 31
Exons: 2
Coding region: 131-640 (169 amino acids)
Biological process (GO): defense response
Source: RefSeq, a predicted model, not a curated record